Molecule: messenger RNA, 255 nt
Organism: Mollisia scopiformis
Lineage: Eukaryota; Fungi; Ascomycota; Leotiomycetes; Helotiales; Mollisiaceae
Exons: 3
Coding region: 1-255 (84 amino acids)
Source: RefSeq, a predicted model, not a curated record
AUGGCUACAGUAGAAUUCGAAAAUGUACUAGACCCGCAGUACAGUCGCUACAUCAAUCUAAGGGAAGAGCUCGAGGCAUAUCUCACCGAGAAAUACGGAGAAGGAAUAGACUUCAAAGUUUUUCAUGAAAGCGACAGAUGGUCUUUCGUUACCCCACAGAAAUUGACGAAGAAAGAAGUCAAAACUUUGACCAGCGAUAUCAUGACCAAGAGAGAAAAGAAGGAGAAAGAGAAACAAAAUGAGGCUUCGAGCUGA